AUGACUGCCAACAAGGCUGUGGCGGCCCAUGUCAACAUGAUGGCAGAUACCAUCAUCGCCAAUCUGCCAGUUGAUGGGCUGCGGACUGUCGUGCGUGGGAUUCUGACGAGCAAGUCAGAUAUGGUCGCUGUGUUGGAAGAACAGACAAAAGAAUAUCUGCGUGAAACGGCUGCGCGAUUCUCCAACGCCGUUGUAAUCGAACAGCUACCGGAUGGAUCGUUCAAGACAACAUCGUUAUUUGACGAACUGCAGCAGCGGAUUCGCUGUUCGAUCGGGUGCGGAAUGUGCUAUCAGACUCUGCCUCUUCUUCAGGCGAUUGUCGACCAAGCUGCGCCCAUCACGCUCCGUCCAGACCAGACCCAGCCUUACCGAGACACCUUCCUGAGCAAGGUUGCAUCAGUCGAUGCGGACAUAGUCCAGGCCAUGACGGCCGUGCAAAAGACCCUCUUUGUGGCAGAGGGAACGCGAGACCUGACAGACGCGGAAAGACAGCCCAUGGAAGCGCUGCUGCGAUCGUUGGUGGAUUGUCGAGCCAAGUGGGAAGGCAAACAGCAGACAUUUGUAUUCGAACGGGGACUUGACGCAGUAAACGGCAUACUGAACCCGGCAGCAGCUGACGAAGCAACGACGAAACUUCCAGAGUCUCUAUCAGAGCCUCCCCGAUCGAUUGGAGAGACCUUCGAACUGGCAGAGGGUGUCCGACUGCCACGCAUCUUCAACGGACUCUGGCAGCUAUCUAGUCCCUCCUGGGGCGCGGCAUCUAGACCUAAGAUUCUGGAGCAGUUGUCACAUUACGUGAGUAAUGGUCUGAUUGCCUUUGAUAUGGCCGAUCAUUAUGGAGACGCCGAGAUCGUUUUCGGCCGAUACCGCUCUUCUAGCAAGUACUCGCAGUCUAUGUUCGCUGCUACAAAGUAUUGCGUUUUCCAUCCUAUGACCGUCACGCGUGAGGCUGUUCGUGCCAAUGUCAGCGAACGCUGUCAGAGGCUGCGAACGGAGAAAUUGGAUCUGUUGCAGUUCCAUUGGCAGUUUUAUGAGGAUCCUCAGUAUAUCGACGCCCUGCGGUAUCUACAAGAAGAUGACCGAGUGCAGCACCUCGGUCUCUGCAACUUUGAUACGGAGCAUAUGCAGAACGUGAUUGAAAGCGGCGUCCAGAUUGUGACCAACCAGGUCCAGUUUUCUCUUAUAGAUUCCCGGCCGGUCAUGCGGAUGGUAGAAUUCUGCGAGAAGAAUAAUGUCAAGCUUCUUACAUAUGGUACACUGUGCGGCGGCCUCAUAGCAGAGAAAUGGAUCGGCCAAGAUGCUCCCGAUCUCUACGGCGAGAAGAUGACUCCCAGUCUACGCAAGUAUUACGCCAUGAUCCAGAGCUGGGGAGGUUGGGACCUUUUCCAAGAACUACUCCGUACCCUCCAAUCCAUUGGACGCAAACACGGUGUGUCGGUGUCCAACGUCGCCACCCGGUGGGUUUUGGACUUCCCCUGUGUGGGAGCCGUUAUCGUAGGUGCCCGGAUGGGGGUGAGUGAGCAGUUGCAGGGGAAUCUGGAUAGCCUGGGCUGGACCCUUGAUGAAGCAGAUCGGACGGCAAUCGAGGAGAUCCUGGUACGCAGUCGGCGGAUGGAGAUGUUUGAGAGCAUGGGAGAUUGCGGUGGGGAGUAUCGACUGUAG
This is a messenger RNA of Aspergillus terreus NIH2624, 1662 nucleotides long. RefSeq names its product aldo/keto reductase. Lineage: Eukaryota; Fungi; Ascomycota; Eurotiomycetes; Eurotiales; Aspergillaceae. The record is from RefSeq and is a predicted model, not a curated record. The transcript is spliced from 6 exons. Bases 1 to 1662 code for a protein of 553 amino acids.